This is a messenger RNA of Diaporthe citri, 1104 nucleotides long. RefSeq lists its product as uncharacterized. The record is from RefSeq and is a predicted model, not a curated record. Lineage: Eukaryota; Fungi; Ascomycota; Sordariomycetes; Diaporthales; Diaporthaceae. The transcript is spliced from 7 exons. Gene Ontology annotation, molecular function: protein binding. Bases 1 to 1104 code for a protein of 367 amino acids.
AUGCGUUGGCAGUGGGAAAUUUCGAAGACCAUAUCCCUCGAAGAAGGGAACAAGUACUGGCGUCGAUCCGGAAUCUACCGCAAGUGGCUCCUUGAAAGCGUCUUUGAUGCUGAGUCAAAGACCGUCGUGACCAUUAUGGUCUUUCCGAUUGAGGUGGGAAAGCCAGACUACCGUGAAGCCGAGCUUCCGCCACUGGCAAUCCUGCCUGGAUCUGCAUCACUGAACAUGUCUCCUAUGAUGCGAGCACCUGAGUUGACGGCCCCUGUCGGCGACAUCCACUAUAAUUCAUGGGUCACCCAGCGGCAAGAGCCUUUGCCCAUUGCAGUCUCUGUCAUUGGGGCUCCAGGCAAAGACCUGAUUCUUGCAGAUCUGAUAUCCAAGGGCUUGAAGGGCGCAGGUCUCCCCACCCAGGUCAAGACCGUUGGGUCAAGCGGUGUCAGCCCCAUCGUCACGCUCGUCAUCGGCCACGAGCAGCGCAUCUUCGCUGCUCACGAAGACGUCCUCUGCAACUCACCAUACUUCGCCAACGUCUUGAAGGGCCAGUAUGUUGAGGCCUCGACCAAGCGCAUCGCCCUUCCCGACGAGUCCCCCGAGAUCUUCUCCUCGGUCCUCGAGUACAUGUACAAGGGCGACUACUACCCCCGUCUCGUGCACAGCAAGCGCCGCAACUCCUGGGAGAUCGAGCAGACAUCCGACGGCGGCGGCCGCAGCUCCAUCGAGUCGACCAUCUACCACCAGGACGCCAGCGGGCCCCUGCUCAAGGACACGGUCAUCUACUGCGUGGCGGACAAGUACGGGCUCGAGGAGCUGAAGCGGGUCGCCCUGCGGAAGCAGGGGCUGCAGACCGGCAUCCAGUGCAGCACCAUCCUGGCUUCGGCGCGCUACGCCUACGCCAACACGCCCGACUCCGACUCCAAGCUGCGGGCCCACUACCUCGCCCUCAUCAUCCGCAGCCGCUCCACCUUCAAGCGCAGCGGCACGAUGCAGCUCGAGAUGUACAACGGCGGCAGCCAGCUCUUCUUUGACCUGUUCGUCGCGCUGUGCAACCACGUCGAUGAUGUCUCCAGCACGCAGACCACCCCUCGAAGCAACCGCUUCAUCUAG